UUGGGAAGCUCUGCUUUUUGAAAACCAUGUUGCCGGAGCAGGGAUUGCGGAACUCGCCCCUUGCCGGAUCUUUGGUGCCUGCUCUGUGGCAUCCAUGCCAUGAUGCUGGAAGUGUCAAAAGCUGCGGCCGUUGGACAUGGGAAGCGGUGCUAUACUCGGCCUGUACAAUACAGGUAGCCUGAUGAGUGCUCUUCUAGUCUCAACCCUGCGGCCGCAUCAAAGCCUGUCCUAUCAUGUCUACAUUGUUUGCGAAGGCGUACAGGUAUCGUACCUGUACGAGAGAUGCCUGCCUGGACAACGUGUGCCUGGUGCGGCUAAGUACGGAACUGGGCUCCGGAUUUAUCUCGAGAUGCCAAGGGUUGGGCAUCUUUCUUCCCUGGCCAUUCAUCUUGGCAACAUCAGCAAUUGAAAUAUUGCUCUGAGUAUUCUGUAGACUGCUGGGAGCAUUUACAUUCGCAUUCGCCGCUCUCUUUCCCCCCCGUCUCUCUGUUUCGUGCAAGAGGACAAAAAGACUUGGCAACGCAACCUGCAAUCACAUCACACGCUUGCGUGGCUUACAGAUUAGCUUCGCAGACGUACCGAUCUCGACACGCUUGAGCAAGACUCGUAACCAAACUUAGCCGGGAAGCUCAACGGCGGAUUACACGUUAGUACACAUGGCGCGCAUGCAUGUAUGUACACAUCGUCAAGGC
Trichoderma harzianum CBS 226.95 is the source of this 692-nucleotide messenger RNA. RefSeq lists its product as hypothetical. NCBI's taxonomy places the organism in Eukaryota, Fungi, Ascomycota, Sordariomycetes, Hypocreales, Hypocreaceae. The record is from RefSeq and is a predicted model, not a curated record. The transcript has a single exon. The coding region runs from base 137 to 409 and encodes 90 amino acids.